UCCAAUAAGAAAAGUUUCAUUCUGUUGUCAUUAUUUGUUUGGCAUGGGUCAUAUCCAAAAACAUCAUCAUGAAAUAUCUAGAAAAUUUGCUGAUAUAUUUUAGCAAUCUUUCUGCGUUUUACAUUUUUAGUGUCGCCACUUCGAUUGCGGUAGUCUUGCUCACCAUCUACCUGGGGAUAGUGACGCGAUUUGCAAAUGGUACCAAUGAACAGGCCGAGAGAAAAACAUCCCGUCCAACACAGUUUCAGAAUGGCUCGUCCACCGGUGAUGGAUCCGACAGUGAUAGCACCAACGAAAAUCUACGAAUUGAAUCCGUCCGACAAUUGAAGUCAGCGAAACUAAAAUCAUUGGAACAACAGCUGACCGAUGAACAGCGAGAAGCUGAGAAGGAAAUUGAAAAAGCCCAAUUAUCGGCAAUUUUUGAACUGUUGAAAAAGCAAAGCGAAAAGUUUGAUGGAGAUGCCAAUUUGAAUGAAGAUGACUUAAAAGAGCAGCUCACUUUGUACCGGUGAAGCGCAAAAUCUAUGCGUAGAAUAGUGUACAAAAUAGACGUAUGUCAAAUAUGUUAAAGAGUUAUAUAGACAGCGCUAAGUGAGAGUUUGUAUUACAAUUAUCGCAAAAUUGUAAAAAAAUGGAUUGGUGAAUUUUAAAAUGUGGUCUACAACACAUGUUCAGAGAACGUCGUAUUGGAACACAAUAGUCUGUUUGAUAGUGCUAUGCACUAAGGUUGUUUAAAAAACAACAACGGGUAAAUAAUCGCGUAAUUUCAAAAACCGACGUAAUGAAAAUCUCCAUGUUUUGGGAGUUCCAUGACCUUACCAAUAAAAAUGUAGUCGAUUGUUGUGUAUAAAAAAACAUUCUGAACAAAGUUUAUCUAUGCGUCGUAUUUUAAAGAAACGCGCAUUCCUUACGUCGUAUUUUGAAAUUAGGUGGUUUUUCACGCGGUAACGAGUUUCUUUGCACCACAUCAACCAAAAAAUUAAACAAAAUAUGGCAACAAAAAUGAAAAUCCAUUUUAUUUAUAUUAGUUAGAUCAUGGCGAUUUCGUUUUCUUUGUUUUGUUCCCAUACCUAUACAUUAGUUGUUUUUUUAUUUACAUCCCUUUAUAAUAAUUUAAUUUUACGAACAGAUAAUACGUAACUCUAGUCAAAACCAAUAAAUGUUAUCGUCUAUUUUUGUACGGCUAACAAAUUAGGCUAAAUGUACUAAUGUAAUUGUUUCACAAUAAACUGCAUAUCACACUA
Molecule: messenger RNA, 1244 nt
Organism: Aedes aegypti (yellow fever mosquito)
Lineage: Eukaryota; Metazoa; Arthropoda; Insecta; Diptera; Culicidae
Exons: 3
Coding region: 69-512 (147 amino acids)
Source: RefSeq, a predicted model, not a curated record